Moneuplotes crassus is the source of this 2833-nucleotide messenger RNA. Lineage: Eukaryota; Ciliophora; Spirotrichea; Euplotida; Euplotidae. The record is from the annotation of a GenBank genome assembly.
AUGGAAAAUAGGAAGAUUAAGAUUGGGGAUGAAUGGGGGGAGAAGAGGAAGGUAGAGAAUUUAGAAGAUGAGCUAAGUCCAUUUAGUCUGAGGAGAUGGGAAAGAAGGAAGAAGAGGAUAAUUGAGCCUCUUGGGGCAGUUUAUCAAGGCAAUAUAUCAGAAACAGCUUUGCAUCUACAUUCUAGAAGAGGUAAAUUCGAACAAUUGUUCUGAAAGAUCGGGAUCCAAGAAUGCAUGUUCAGAAAAACCAAACGCUCGGAGAAAGAACGGUCUGUGACUUUCCCUGAUGUGAGAAGAAUCCUCCGCAAGAAUGGACCUGAUAGGAAAUAUUCUCAUAUUCAAGACUUGGCUUAUUAUUUUAGGAACCAGCCUUACUUUGUGCAAUAUGAGGAAGAAAAUGGGGUUGAUAAUCUCCACUUGUUGUUUAGAGCCAUGAAAUUCCAGACGGUGGACAAAGAUAAAUUUGUAAUAAAAUAUGGGGAAAUUGGCACUAAAUUUUACAUCAUCCUCCGUGGCUCUGUCAGUGUCAGAAUCCCUUCCAGGUUGACCAUGGACUUCUCCUUCAGAUCUCUACUAGAGAUGAUAGUUGAAAACAAGGAGUGGAUCAUUGAUAAUGAGAGGUUCAUUGGUAUCUUGAUGGUUAUUCAGCGACUCAUCCCAGAGAUCGUAGAGACAAGCUACAAAAUAAAACUUAAUUACAAGCUCACUAAGAAAAUACUUAAAGGAGAACGUGUAGAUUCUUUCAAGCGGUACGGAAACAGGUUCCCUGGUUUUCAAGAUUUACAGUAUGAUGACCCUUAUUAUGAAGCACCAGAGGAAGAUUCCAAAGAAAUGAGCUUUGACCUUAUGCACAAAGUUGCUACUCUCAGUGUUGGCUUUGCGUUUGGAGAACUAGCCCUUAUGAAUAACUCUCCUAGAGCAGCCACAAUCCAAACAGAAGAGGAUUGCCAAUUUGCUAUCAUUAAUAAAAUCGACUUCAAAGUAAUUAUGGAUAGGAUCUUCAAAUAAAAGGUAUGCAGACACAGUAAGUUUCCUGUCAGAGUUUUCCUUUCUGGACUACCUCACCAGAAAAACCAAGGAAAGAUUAUGCCAUCACUUAAUCCUUGAGAAAUGUGGAGUUGAGCAGAAAAUACUUACAGAAGGAGAACCCUUGGAAUAUAUUUACCUUAUCAAAAAGGGUGAGUUUGAAGUCACCAAAUCUGUCUUUAUCAACCCAGAAUUAGCACAAGACAAUCCUCAAAAGCUAAAAUAUCUAAAACUUUAUACAAGGAAGCAAGUAGACUUUUUGAGAAAACUAAAAGACUCUGGCCUCAAAUAUCUAGUUACAAAGGAGAAUAUCCCUGUUGAGAAGAUCAAAGAGGGAGAUAACUACCAGAAGAAGACUAUCAAGAUCUCCAAGAUUGGAGAUUUAGAGUGCUUCGGGCUUAUAGAAGCUGUCCUUUCUUGACCGUACUCAGUGACUAGUAUCAAAUGCAUGGCCAAAGACUCUGAAGUAUAUAAAAUAAAGAGAGAGGAGUUCUUCAUUAAAGUGCAAGCAUGCUCAGAGAUCCUAAUUGAUACAGUUAAGCAAAGAAUGAUUCUGCUCUCUAAGAGAUUUUUAAAGGUUUACGAGACCUUAAACCAAAUUGAUAACAACCUACCUGAGACUAUUGUAUGUGACUAUAAUCCUCCUCCUACUAAGGCCUGUCCUUGGCAAAGGGCUCCGGCACCAUCAAGACGUCCAAUAGUUGAAGAUAUUGUAGAGGAGAAGGAAAAACCCAAAGUGUCAUUCGAUUAUCACUCAAUAACAAGGAUUGAUAAGCAAAAUAAGAGCCACAACUUAAAGGCUGCAACCAGUCCACAAAAUAUGGACUUGAACACUGAAAUGAACGACAAUAUAGAGAAUGAGAAUUUUGGCCUCUCUCCUAUGAUAGCCAGGAAAAAAAAUUAUCUGAAAGUGCAGUCUUUUUACGCAAAAGAACGGAGCAAAUCAAUGUCUGUGGCUCCUAGUCCAAGAGAUCUCCCUCUGGAUCAGAUCCAGAAGAAAGAUGUGAUCAUUUGUGACAAGGACAUUCAUAAAUUCCAGAAAGUGAAUUCAAAAGCAAGAAUCAGCACAUUUAGAAAACAAAAUAAGCCUUCUAAGACUGUCGAUGAGAAGCCACUUCCAGAUGUGAGCUCCAAUUCAGAGUCUCUCAGCUCACAUAAAAGCAAAAAGCAGAAAUUGAGCUUUAUAAAAAUCAUCAGUGAGAAGAAAUGUACAGCAGAGAAUAUCUUGCCGAAGAAAGAGGAGCGUUCUAAUAAUACUCAAAUCUUAAAAAGUAACCUAUUCAAACCACAGAAAAUGAUUCAUUACAAAGUGUUGAGUCCUAAAAGUAUUGCACUGGAGGGCGACCUGAAGCCUAAGUUUAGUAGGAGCAACAAAUCUCAGCUAAAGUUCUUAAAAAUAAACCAAGGGAUUGAUUUGAUCUCUUUUCUUCCAAAAAUAUCUUCAAAAUCUACCAGGAACUACUCUGAUUCAAUAAAGAAGAGUUGAGAGACAGAUAGAGGGCCUAAAGCAAGCCCCAAGAUAUGCUUGAGUCCUAAAUCAGAAAGAAGGAAAAUAUUUUUAACAAGGGAGGAUUAUAUGACAACAAAGAAGCUAUCAACACCUUUUAAAAGGUCUCGAUUACAGAGACCAUUGAUCUACAGUCACAAGAAACCUGCUCAGCACCCAUCCCCUAGCAAUAGCACUGGAAUUGCUUCUGUUAAGGUAGAAGUAAAAGAGUCCAAAACUUCUAAAGAGAAGGCCUCUCUUGCUCAGAAGUCAAGGACCCAAAAAUAUUUGAUGAGAAUCCAAUCUUUGAAUAAUUAUUAA